Molecule: messenger RNA, 1730 nt
Organism: Octopus sinensis (East Asian common octopus)
Lineage: Eukaryota; Metazoa; Mollusca; Cephalopoda; Octopoda; Octopodidae
Product: eukaryotic translation initiation factor 5B
Exons: 21
Coding region: 166-1626 (486 amino acids)
Source: RefSeq, a predicted model, not a curated record
CUAAUUUGAGUUUUUCGAACUCUCGGGUGUCACUGUGCACGCUUAUCUCCCUUGCUGUCAAGCCGCUGACAAGUUGUGUCCCUUUAUACUGAUUCACUGCAAACGUGUAGCAGCUCUUCCUUGGCUCCUCGCUUCCAACAAAUUCUAUUUUAGUUACUUCUGAAAAUGGCUAAAGAUAAAAAGACUAAAACUACUGAAGGAUGCGAAAAAGCUGAAGUAAAUUUGAAUUCUUCAGCUGUUAACAAAAAACCCCAAAAGAAAGAACAAAAAGGUCCUAAAGAGAGUAAGGUAACUGAAGCACCGUCUCAAGGGAAAGAUAAGAACGUCAAUGCUGUACCAGCAUCAGAUGCAGAGAAGAAGAAGAAGCAGCAAAAGAAGAAACCGAAUGGACUUAAGGCAGAAGACGGCAACACGCAAAAUCAUGUGGAAGGAAAUGUGAAAGCACCAAAACAAAAGAAAUCUGAAGAGAAUGCGGCGGGUGAACUUACUAAAAAGAAAACGCAAAAGCAACAGAAAGAAGCAACAACUCCUACACCAAAGACUGGGCAAACCAAUGCUUUAAAAGAAAAUGGGAAAAAUAAGAAACAUAAUACCAGUGGAGGAAAUGUGACAGAUGGAUCUACUGGAGAAGAACCUGUUAAAAAGAAGACAAAACACAAGCAACCGAAAGAAGAAACAACAACUACAGCAAAAGCUGGGCAAAACAAUACCUCGUCAGCUUCAAAAGAAAAUGGUAAAAAGAAGAAAUCCAAUAACAGCGGAGAAACUUUGCAAAACGGAUCUGCUGGAGAAGAACCUGUUAAAAAGAAGAAAAAACACAAGCAACAGAAAGAAGAAACAACUCCUACACCAAAGACUGGGCAAAACAAUGCUUUAAAAGAAAGUGGGAAAAAUAAGAAACAUAAUACCAGUGGAGGAAAUGUGACAGAUGGAUCUACUGAAGUAGAGCCUGCCAACAAGAAGAAAAAACACCAAAAAGAAGAAACAACAACUACAGCAAAAGCUGGGCAAAACAAUACUUCGUCAGCUUCAAAAGAAAAUGGUAAAAAGAAGAAAUCCAAUAACAGCGGAGAAACUUUGCAAAACGGAUCUGCUGGAGAAGAGAGUGCAAAAAAGAGGAAACGCAAGAUCAGUGAAGAAAGUGUGAAAAGUGGUGAUGACAAGAAUAAAACCACCAAACCAAAAGGUGCACAAAGUGACAACUCACCUGCAGCAAAAGAGAAAAAGAAGAAGAGAUCUAAGAGAAGGAAGGGUUCGAAGGCUGAUGAUAAACCCAAAGAGAUGAUUUUGGGUGAAGAUGAAGCAACUACAGAAAAAAAGGCGAAGCAAUUCUUAAAUGUUUGGUACACAAAUAAGACUGAAUGGAAUUUUGUAAAAGCCCGUCAGAACUGGUUGGUUCAUCAUAUGUAUGAUCCUGAAAAGAUCCCUGACACAACAUUUCAGACUUUACUCAAGUACCUUGCUGGCAUGAAAGGUCGUAGCCGAGAGGAAACUAAGAAGCAAGCACAGAGCUUGUUGGAUGCCGUUACCAAAGACAAAAACGCACUUCAUAAAAAAAUCAAGUUGUCUGGGGAACCCGGACUUAUUCAACGAACCAGAGCUGAACAAGUCAUCCAAAUACUGUAGCAGUCCUUACAGUCAUAGGCAUUGUCAAAACAUUUGAUAUUUUUUUGUCAUUUUUGUCUUUUGGCAAUUAAAAAGUAUGUUUUAAAAUACCUAUUCAAUGCAAA